AGAACUCUACAAUAUCUUCCAAGAUUAUUAUAAGCUCAUCGCGGUCGAAGAAUGCGAAUGUCAUCGCAAUUUGUGUAAAGCUUCUUCUGCUAUCGUCGUCGUGAAGAGAGUUUAAUUGAAAGGGUGGUGGUGAGAUCGAUCGAGAAGGUAUAUCGAUCGAGAAAGUUAGGGUUUGGGGGUGAUGAAGAGCUUUGCUCAAAGCUUGUCGAAGAGCCAUGUCGGUGCGGGGUUGCUCACGGGCUUCUUCUUGGUCUUGCUCACCUACUUCUCCAUGUCGGAGCAGUUUGCGAUCCGCGUUCCAAAUCUUUUCUCGCAACCAUCGACGGAACAUGAAGUUGUAUCAAUUCCAUCUGCACAGGAUGUAGGAUUGAAAGAUGCAGUAGAAGAAAUCAAGGCGAGCCACAAUGAGACGGAGCCAAAAUCAGAAAAUUUCAAGAAGGAAGAAGAAAUCAAAGAAGAGAAAAAAACACCAGAAUCUUUGGAUAAUACUAAACAAUUAGGAUCGAAAGAUGCAGUAGAAGAAACCAAGGCGAGCCGUGACGAGCCAGAACCAAAAUCAAAAAAUUUCAAGAAGGAAAAAGAGGUCAAAGAAGAGAAAAAAACACCAAAAUCUUUGGAGAACACUCAACAAUUAGGCAAAGGCAAGGAAAAAUCCAACCAACCGGUAAAGCUGAAGCCGAUCUGCAACACAACAAAUCCAAGAUGCGACGUCUGCGACAUGACUGGCGACGCUCGAAUCCUCGGCAGCAACUCGACGGUCUUAUAUGUCCCUCCCCCCGAAAUCACCAAUCCCGAACCUCAAGAGUGGAAGAUCCGAGUACAAUCUCGCAAGUACCUUUCGUGGAUCAAAUCUGUGACAAUAAAAUCGUUACGUGGCCCGUUCGAAGCUCCUCCCUGUACGGUCCGGCACAAUGUCCCCGCGGUCGUCUUCGCACUCGGUGGCCUCAUUGGGAACACGUGGCAUGACUUUAGUGACGUGAUCGUCCCCCUCUACCUCACCUCCCGUCAGUUCAACGGCGAGGUUCAAUUCGUCAUAACCGACCUCGCACCUUGGUGGGUCAAAAAGUAUAGUGUGAUACUCAAGAAGCUCUCGAGGUACGAAAUUAUUGAUUUUGAUAGCGACAAGGAGAUCCGUUGCUACCCGCGUGCCGUAGUUGGCCUCUGGAGCCAUCGCGAUUUUGGGAUCUUACCCGAUUCCCCUCCAGAAGGGUACACAAUGCUCGACUUCCGGUCGUUCAUGCGAGAAGCUUACUCGCUUCCAAAAGACGUACCGAUAAGUUAUCGAGAUAAGCCGGAGAAGAAACCACGACUAAUGCUCAUAAAUAGGGGGAAAACUAGGAGGUGGAUGAAUGUGGAGGAGAUCGCAAAAUCGGUCGAGGAGUUAGGGUUUGAGGCGGUGGUCGUCGAGCCGAAGAUGGACGUAAACUUGACGGAAUUCGCAAAGGUGGUGGACUCGUGCGACGGGGUGAUGGGGGUGCACGGCGCAGGGCUAACGAACAUCGUUUUCCUCAGAACGAACGCCACGCUGCUCCAAGUGGUGCCCUACGGGAAACUGGAGUUCAUGGCCGAGGGAUUCUUCGGUUGGGCCGCGAGGGAAAUGAAAUUGAGAUAUUUCGAGUACACGAUUAGCGCGGAGGAGAGCUCAUUGUUGGAGAAAUAUGGGAGAGAUCACCCUGUGAUUAAGGAUCCGGAUUCAAUUCACAGGGGUGGGUGGCAACCAGUGGGGGAGAUCUACAUGUUCAACCAAGAUGUGAAGCUAAAUGUCGCGAGAUUUGCUCCUACACUAUUGAAGGCUCUUGCGCUUCUUCGUGAAUAGUGGGGCGUAUGGAGAGCAUUCGAAACAACUAUAUAUUUAACUUUUAAAUUUUACUAUUUAAUAUUUUAAUUUGUUUGAUUUGAAUAAUUUGAUGAUUUUUUUCAUUGCAUAUUUUGGUUCUGCCCUUUGUGUAUGAUGCAUUAAAUUAAUCAAAUAUGUAAUUAUUUCGAGAGCAUUGCAAGGGUAGGUAGUUAAAUUAAAAAUUUCUAAAUAA
This is a messenger RNA of Ananas comosus (pineapple), 2030 nucleotides long. RefSeq lists its product as uncharacterized. The coding region runs from base 182 to 1816 and encodes 544 amino acids. NCBI's taxonomy places the organism in Eukaryota, Viridiplantae, Streptophyta, Magnoliopsida, Poales, Bromeliaceae. Gene Ontology annotation, molecular function: glycosyltransferase activity. The transcript is spliced from 5 exons. The record is from RefSeq and is a predicted model, not a curated record.